Pogonomyrmex barbatus (red harvester ant) is the source of this 1166-nucleotide messenger RNA. RefSeq lists its product as uncharacterized. The record is from RefSeq and is a predicted model, not a curated record. NCBI's taxonomy places the organism in Eukaryota, Metazoa, Arthropoda, Insecta, Hymenoptera, Formicidae.
CGCGUAAAGUAUAAAUUGAAGACAUUUUAUUAGUUCCAUCAUUUUGUCAACACCAAUAGGAUGGAAGACAAUUCUAUCCGGACUCUUAUUAUAGGGACUUUAGGUUUUGUGAUACAUAAUCGACCCCUUGCCCAGUGAAAAACGCCAUGACUCUUUCCCCCACUAUCCUGGGUUCUCCAGAGUUGAUAGAGUUUUGGAACGCAGCCAUAUAUACGAUGCAAGAUGUAGGCUACAGUCAAUAUAACACUACAAAUGCUUCAAAGUGUUUGAUUGUCCAAUUAAACCAAAGAAUUUUACUAAUGCACCAAUCAAAAAAUGCAUCAAAGCAUUUGUAGCAAGCCUUUGACUGUACCCGUAAUUUAAUGACAACGAUAAUUUUUACUUACAAACCGAAAAUUUUGAAUUUUGAUAUACUAGCUAUUUAUCCUCAAGAGAAUAAUACGUAUAAAAGCGAGAAUAUAUUUAUUUAUUCUUUUAAUCGCUCUUCUCGAACUACGGUGUGCAAGUCAUGGUAUGGAUAAAGUAUUCGAUGGUGUUUAAGAAUUCCGUUAAAAAACUUUGAAUAUUCGAAAAAAAAAAUGACAGAGGUACAGAGUGACAACUGCAUAUACAAUUCCAUAAUUAUGUAUUAUGAAGAACGAGCUAAAAAAUACCAAUCAUUUUUACAUCAUCCCAACGUUCGUAUAUAUAUCCUCAAAUUUAAGGAGCAAUUCACUCAUAAUCCUUUUCUACAAGUGGCUAUCUUUAUUGCAAUAGUAUCACUAUUGAUACCUAUCUUCUUGUUUAUUGUAUUUGCUGUUAUUACUGCUGUAUUUGCAUUUGUUGGUUUUGUGAUGGUUCAAGUGAUAGUAUUGAUUAUUGGUGCAAGUAUUUUAAGUUGCGUACUUUUCUGCAUUGCAAAUAUUCUUAUAAUGGUAGGGUUAUUUAUUCUUUUCUUCUACUAUACAUUAUAUUAUACGAAUCAUGCUUUUAAUCGUUUGAUUAAUGCUAAAAUUCAAUAAUCAUAUAAAGCUCUGGACAAAUUAAUAAUUCUAAGAAUAAAAAAGAACGAAUGGAAAUUAAGAAAUAAUUUUUUGUUAUGGAGCACAAGUUUAUUACAAAUGAAUGUAUGUCAUACUUGAAUGUAUGUAAAUCAAAUAUGUACAAAUAUUUAUUUUAAAAAAUUU